AUGGAGCUCAGUCCACUCCCUGUGAUGCUCUUGCUGAUUUCAUGCAUACCAGUAGCACAUCCUCAAGCAAAACCCAAACCGACUGUGAGAGUGAAUCCUCAGAGCUCCGUCUACACUGGAGACACCAUCACUCUGAGCUGUGAGCUGCAGCAGUCGACUGGAUGGGAGUUUCUCUGGUACAAAUAUAAUCAGCAGUUACAGCUUCUGAACACUGUAGCUAGAGACUCCAACACACUCAGUGUGACAGUCAAUAAGGCAGAAGAAACAGUGUACAAGUGUAUAGCACAUAGGCAAAACACAUUGGGAAACUCCUACACAAUGCUCAGUGAUCCAGUCAAGAUUACAGCGAGAGAGAGACCACGGGCAGUACUGAGUGUAUCUCCACAGAGCUGGCUGACUGAUGGAGACUCAGUGACUCUAAGCUGUGAGGUUACAGACUCCUCUACAGACUGGACAUUCAGCUGGUAUACAACUGUUCCCUACAGAAAUGGCUUAACUCAAAUAAAAAAUAAUCGUGGCUAUAUCAUGUAUGUGGAGCUCCUCUCAGACAGCAGCAGAGGAUCUGGAGGCUCCUACACUCUCAAUCCUGCUGCUCUUCAUCACACAGGAGUUUAUAUGUGCAGAGGAGAGAGAGGAGAACCAGCCGUUCACACACAGUACAGCAAUCCACAGCCACUAUGGAUCACUGGUGAAGCUCCUCCAUUCUCUCUGAUCAUCAAUCCCAGCAGAACUCAACACUUUACUGAUGACUCUCUCUCACUGAGCUGUGAGGACCAGAGUAACUCUACUGGAUGGACAGUGAGACGAUAUGCACACAAUCAGAGAGUGUCAGAUUGUUCACAGUGGGGAUCAGUUACAGGAUCUACAUGUAAAAUCAGUUCCAUCCAUACAUUUCACUCUGGAGUUUACUGGUGCCACUCAGAAUCUGAAGGUAGCAGUAAUCCUGUCAACAUCACAGUGUAUGAUGGUGAUGUGAUCCUGGAGAGUCCUGUCCAUCCCAUGACUGAGGGACAUCCUCUGACUCUACGCUGUUUAUAUCGCUUCACAAAGCCCUCAAACCUCCGAGCUGAUUUCUAUAAAGAUGGAGCAGUUCUCCAGACACAGACUACAGGAGAGAUGAUCAUCCAAACUGUCUCAAAGUCGGAUGAAGGUUUCUAUCACUGUAAACACCCAGAGAGAGGAGAGUCACUGAAAAGCUGGCUCUCAGUCAGAUGUUCUAGAUCCAGUGGAAGAACAGUAGGAAUGGCUGUGGGACUGAGUUUGGCCUUUUUGUUUUUGUUCAUCUCUUUAAUGAUCUCAUUUAUCCUGCUGUGGUGCAGCAAAAGAAGGAAAGAAAAGCAGCAGAAAACCAAUCAGACAUCAGAGCAGAAUCAGAGCCGGUCAGGAGCUGAAGACUCUCAGUCACGACACACACCACUUCAGGCUGGUGCUGAUGCUGAACCCAGCGUUACUUUUGUGACUUACAUUGACGUUGAACUAAAACCGAUGAAUAAAAAAAAGAGAAUAAAAGAAAAGACCGGUGUGGGCAACGAUAUUGUCUACUCAGUGAUGAAGCAGAACAUGAAGUAAGACUCAUGACAUUUACAGUAUAAAUCUUAAAAUACAAACCAAACACCAUGAAAUAAGAAAUAUUUUUAAAGGUGCAUUGAGUGGAAUUUGACAACUAGCACUUUUCCAUGUACAUAAAACCCCACCUCAUAGAAAAUGUUUGGCCAGAAGAGUCCAUCCAUGUUAGUUUGGUAGCUGUCUAGAUAACUUUCCAUUUUCUCAUUCUACUUGGCCCAGCUAUGAACAUGCAAAAUACUAACACACCAAUUAAUAACUGAUUUGUUGCCCCGGUCACUGAUUCAAAAAGUUAGUAACAUCAAAAUCAAGCAAAAUCAAGAGAAAUGUAUUUAUAAAUGUAUUUAUGUGAUCUAUUUUUCUGUCUGCAGUGAACCAUAUAUGCUGAUGGAGCCAUAGUUAUCAGAUGGAUAGCUAGAAAACUGCAUUUUCUGUUUUGUUUUUUUUUUUUUUUUUCAAAAUGCGCAGCUGUUAGACUGCUAUUUUCUAAACUCGGCUGAUGAUAUACUGGUACAUGGCGCCAAAAAUCUGGAAAUAACAUGGAAAAUUUGCCAACAUCAUCCACUGACUGAUGAACCUGCAGGGGCCAAAACAUCAGUGUUUCCCAGGAGAUGUACUGUUUGUGAAAAUCAUGGAAGUGUUUCUCUUCUAUCAGUCCCAAUCUCUGGAACAGUGUUCAGACAUCAUCAGGAACGCAAUCCCUAUAUGAGUUUUUAAAUCCAGAUUUAUUAAAAGUUACCUAUUCAGCUUGGUUAUCUUGAUAAAUAUACUUCGUGAGUUGUAGUAAGUAUUAGUUGCAGUAAAUUUUUACAGUGUUUUUCACAGUUACUAAAAAUCACUCUUUUGUUUACAAAUUUUCAACUUGUCAUGCAGUGAGAACAGCAGCUUUUUUGGAUGUAAACAAUUGUAGGUCAGGGAUCUCAUUCAAACGUCAAGAUUUAAGGUCUCAGGGAGUUUUUCCUUGAUACUGUCACAUCUGGCUUGCUUACUAAGGAACUUAAACUAUACUUGGAUUUCUUUAAAGCUGCUUUGUAACAAUGUCUGUUAAGUGCACUAUACAAA
Molecule: messenger RNA, 2625 nt
Organism: Pangasianodon hypophthalmus (striped catfish)
Lineage: Eukaryota; Metazoa; Chordata; Actinopteri; Siluriformes; Pangasiidae
Product: sialoadhesin-like
Exons: 10
Coding region: 1-1569 (522 amino acids)
Biological process (GO): cell surface receptor signaling pathway
Molecular function (GO): transmembrane signaling receptor activity
Source: RefSeq, a predicted model, not a curated record